Molecule: messenger RNA, 2317 nt
Organism: Rhinichthys klamathensis goyatoka
Lineage: Eukaryota; Metazoa; Chordata; Actinopteri; Cypriniformes; Leuciscidae
Product: tetratricopeptide repeat protein 27-like
Exons: 16
Molecular function (GO): protein binding
Source: RefSeq, a predicted model, not a curated record
CGAAUUUUCAUACAAAUCAGAUAUUAUUUCAAUAAUGUAAUAGAUUUAAAGUAACCUAACACUGAUUUAACGUUGCGUUCAUUUGAGCGCCUGGUCAAAUCUCGACGCUCCCUCGGCGGCGCUUCCUUAAUAAGUAUCCCAUAAUGCACCACGUUACUGUCAUGGCUGCUCACUGAUGACACUUACAGCACAUGGGCAGAAAUCAAACACAUCAGAGUGAGCACACGAGCCCUUCGCAAUCGCAUCUCACGUUCACACAGAGCAGGUCUCGAGCGACGUGACGCGUGUUUUAUUUCUCUUCUGAGGGUUGACGAGGAUGAUGAUGCUGCAGCUGGAGGCGGCGGUUCUGGGCGGACUGAGUCCGGGUCCGGACCUGAAACAGAUCGGCUUCAGCACCGCAGAUGGAGGUUCGUUGCUGCAGUUGGUGUGUGAGGGAGAUUUCGAGGCUGUGCUUUUCAGCUCUGCGGUGCAGAGGCUGCUGGGAGGUGAUCCUGAAGAGGGUGACUGUAUUGAGGCCUAUCUGGAGAGACGGGUGCUGUCUUACCUGAGCAAUGCCACUGAAGACCAGAGGAGUGACAGAGAAACUGCUCUGUUGGCGUUGGCAGUGGGGUGUCUGAAACUUUUCGCUCAGAGUAAUUGGACCGGGCCACCAGUUGAGCUUCACAUCUCUGAUUUUCUGCCUGAGGCCUUGCUCCAGAACUUCUCAGAGCCUGCGGCCCUGAACAUGGCCGUGUUGUCCAGUCUUCAGCUGGAUGGAGAGUCUGUCUACAGUCUCGUGUCCAAUCCCCUCCUGCUGCUGCUGACCAGAGUCAUAUUCGUCAACUGCGGUGCCAAACUGGAGACCCUUCAGCUGCUUCCCUGGUGGACCCUGCGAUAUGUCACUCUACAUCAGCAGAUACUAGAGGAGAGAUCCCCACUGCUCUUCAACCUGGCGCUCAGCUGCAUCGAGAAAGUGUGUACAUGUGAGGAGCUGUUCACCAACACCACACACAGGAGCCUGGCCAUUCAGUUCCACCUGGAGUGCAGUUAUACCUGCCUGACCUACUACGAGUAUCGCAGGGCCAAAGAACACUUGCACACAGCCCGCGAUCUGUCAGGACUUGAUGUUAACAUGACAGGUGCCCUAGGGAAGCGAACUCGUUUUCAGGAGAACUUCCUUGCUCAACUCAUCUUAGAUGUCAAACGGAAGGACAACUCGCCUGUUUUUAAUUCUGAUAGUCUCUCCCUCACACCAACACCUAAAGAACUCUUACCAAAGGAUCAUCAGCUGGGUGAUGAUACAGUCCUGAACCAGAUUAACCUGGCGGAGCCGUCUGAACAUGAACUCCCAGACCUCAGUGCUGAGGAACAGGCCCUUAUACUGGCCACAUGCAUAGACUUUCAGAAGAAUAAUCCUGUUCACAAGCUAAAUGAUGAGGAGCUCCUGGCUUUCACAACGUGUUUGCUGUCUCAGCCAAAGUUCUGGGCGGUGGAAGUGACAUCACUGUGCCUGAGGACUAAGCUGGAGAGAGGAAGCUCACGGAGAGUUGAACGUGCCAUGAUGCAAACUCAGACCUUGGUGGAUUUCUUUAGUGAGAAGAAGUGUCCCAUCACUGAGAGACUAAAGAUGUUCUACACCUGCCGGGCGCCUCCUCUCUGGGAUCUACAGAGGCAGUUGGCGAGUCUGUUGACUGAUUUGGGCCUGACGAGUUCUGCGCUGCUGAUCUAUGAACAACUGGAACUCUGGGAGGAUGCAGUUGUCUGCCUGGAGAGAAUGGGACAGCACGGCAAGGCGGAGGAGAUUUUGAGACGUGAGCUGGAGAAAAAGGAGACGCCGUCGCUUUACUGCCUGUUAGGUGAUGUGCUGAAGGAUCCGCAGUAUUACGACCGUGCAUGGGAGCUUUCCAAACACCGCAGCGCACGUGCCCAACGGUCCAAAGCUCUGCAUCACCUGCGCCACAAAGAAUUCCAGCAGUGCGUGGAAUGUUUUGAACGUUCACUGCGAAUCAACACAAUGCAGUUGGGUGUGUGGUUCUCCCUGGGCUGUGCGUAUUUUGCACUGGAGGGCUACGAAGGGGCCGCCAAAGCUUUUCAGAGAUGCGUCGGACUGGAACCAGAUAAUUCAGAAGCAUGGAACAACCUCUCCACGGCCUACAUCAAACUGAGAAUGAAGGAGAAGGCGUUCCGCACCCUUCAGGAAGCGCUCAAGUGUAAUUAUGAGCGAUGGCAGAUCUGGGAGAAUUUCAUUGCCGUGUGUAUAGACCUAGGCGAGUUCAGUGAGGCUAUCAGAGCCUACCAUCGGCUCAUGGACCUCAAGGACAAAUACAAGGACGUGGAG